AUUUCCACAUUUUUCCUGUGUGUUUGUCUGAGCUGUAAACCUUGGACUCAAAAACUGAAAGAGAGAGAAAGUGAGAGGAGAGAGAAAAGGAAAGUUUUUUGGGCAGUGGGUCUGAAAAAGUUUGUGUCUUGAGAGAGAAUUUUGGGAUUUGGAUUGGUGGUGGGAAGAGAAGAUUGAUUAUUGGGUGUGUGAAUUUUUUUGGGGGGAUGGCAACAUUUGCAGGGACGACGCAGAAGUGCAAAGCAUGUGAGAAGACAGUAUACUUGGUUGAUCAGCUCACUGCUGACAAGAAAAUCUACCACAAGGCUUGCUUCAGAUGCCACCACUGCAAGGGCACCCUCAAGCUCAGUAACUAUUCCUCCUUUGAGGGUGUUUUAUAUUGCAAGCCUCACUUUGAUCAGCUAUUUAAGAUGACUGGCAGCUUGGAUAAAAGUUUUGAAGGUAUACCAAAAACUGUUCGAGAAAGAUCCGAUCAGACCAACAGUAAAGUUUCGAACUUAUUUGCUGGUACUCAAGACAAGUGUGUUGCUUGCAAGAAAACAGUUUACCUUAUCGAAAAGGUGGCUGUUGACGGCACAUCAUACCAUAAACCUUGCUUCAGGUGCAGUCAUGGAGGCUGUGUGAUCAGUCCAUCAAACUAUGUAGCUCAUGAGCAUCGUCUCUACUGCAGGCAUCACCAUAGCCAACUCUUCAAGGAGAAGGGAAACUUCAGCCAGCUUAGCAAGCAUGACGAAGUUAAAGAGGUGACUGAGAAUACAGACGCAGAGGCUUAGUAAUUCUAUCAAAACUUUUCACACUGAGACUGAUCACUCUCACCGCGGAGUUUCUGAGCAAGAGUCCAACUUGUAGCAUGUACAAGAAGAUCUAUUCAGGUUCUGUUUUUUUCUAUUUCUAUGUAAUGUGUUGCACUGUCGGGUACAAAAAUUUGUAUUGCUGCAUUGUUGCAAAUUUUUGAGUUUGAGUUUGAGUUUGAAUGGAUGAUAUACUGCAAGUUAAUGCAUAGUUUUCGAAUAGAAUAGCUAUUGGCCGUAAUUUCUUAU
Molecule: messenger RNA, 1040 nt
Organism: Malus domestica (apple)
Lineage: Eukaryota; Viridiplantae; Streptophyta; Magnoliopsida; Rosales; Rosaceae
Product: LIM domain-containing protein WLIM1-like
Biological process (GO): actin filament bundle assembly
Cellular component (GO): actin cytoskeleton; plasma membrane
Molecular function (GO): actin filament binding
Source: RefSeq, a predicted model, not a curated record